AUGGAAAUGACAACAACUGCGUUCAAAUGGACGCAGGCACUUUCUCGCGAAGGUUUCACGACCACGAACAUUUAUUUUUCGGAAUUGAACGAAUCAUCAUAUUAUGUCAAUCGAAUCGUACGACCACAUUACAUCGCGUUUAUAUCCAAUUACAAUGCUGUUAAAGAGUUCUCUUUGGCAACGAGUAACUUUAAUAUGUCUUUUGCUGCCUGGUUAGUAUUGUUCAUUAACAAGGCAAAUGAUUACAAUUAUUGUCACAGUCCACCAGGUAAUAUAUUUCAUUUGAAAUUUAAUUCGGAAAUGUUGGUACGUUGCGGUACGGAAAAUAUUUUACGAGAGUGGUAUUCCAUCGACUCGAAUCAAACACAGAUCGAUGAUUUAGCAACCUGGAGUUUAGAGAAAGGAAUCACUAAAAUGGUUCCAGAUUUUCUUUACAAGAGAAGAUGCAAUUUGAAAGGUUACAUUAUGAGAGCCGUUAUUGUUAAGUCAUCAGCUAUGCUAUCCGUGAACAAAGAUGGCGAAUUAGACGGCCUGUUAGGCAGAUUAUUAAGGGAACUUUGUCUUACUUUAAAUUUUAAUUUCAAAAUCGUUUCCGAAGUAGAAACGUUCGGAAGAUGGAAUCCAAAAGAAAAUACUUGGUCCGGUGCAAUUGGAGAAUUAUAUUCUGGACGUGCAGAUAUUUGUUUUUCUGGAUUUUCCAUGACAAAUGCCAGAUUGAACGCCGUUGACUUCACGUUUCCACUUUUGUCCACGAGAAAUUAUCUUUACAUUCAGGAGCCACACAUAUUCUCGAUUAAAUGGUCAUCCUAUUUCCUAACCUUCUCUCGUUCUGUUUGGGUCGCUACAUUUGGGAUAUUAGCUUUAGCAACGAUAUUAUUGAUUCUUCUUAAAGUCAAAAUUGGAACUGAUCGUGACAUUGGACAUUUAUUGUACGAUAAUUUUCUGGAUAUAUGGGGUAUAUUUUGUCAACAGGGACUCGCAGACUUUCCACAUAGAUCAUCUCUAAGAAUAGCAUACUUCUCUAUAUUUAUUUUGGCUGUUGUUUUAUCGGCCGCUUAUUCGGCCGCUUUGAUAAGCUAUUUAACGUCUGGUAUCCGCAAAUUACCCUUUCAAUCAUUAGAAAGUUUCGUUGAAGAUGGUACUUAUCAAUUUUCCGUUGCACAUGAUACCGCCGAAUACGAUCUAUUUGCAAAUUCGGGAGAUCCUUUAGCAAAGAAAUUGAUGAAGUUGAUGCUGGAUGAGAAAAAAUUGCCAGUAAAUGUACUGGAUGGAUUUUUAAAAAUUUGUAAAAAUCACAAACUAGCAUUUUAUACGUCUGGCUUUUUAAAGGAUAGUGUAGGUCAUAAUAUACCAUGUAAUAUUGUCUCCGUUGAAACAGGACAUGUCGACACAUUUUCUUUGGUUUUGUCUAAACAUAAUCAAUUCACUGACGUAAUCAAUUUUCAUUUGCAGAAAUUUAUCAACAAUGGAAUGAUAAAUUGUUUAAAGGAUGAUCUAUAUCAUAAAAGAUCCAACGAUAUGAUCAAGCAUCAACCGGUUGACAUAACCAGCGGAAUUGAUGUGAAUCGAAGAUACUUUUAA
Molecule: messenger RNA, 1581 nt
Organism: Vespula vulgaris
Lineage: Eukaryota; Metazoa; Arthropoda; Insecta; Hymenoptera; Vespidae
Product: glutamate receptor ionotropic, delta-2-like
Exons: 8
Coding region: 1-1581 (526 amino acids)
Cellular component (GO): membrane
Molecular function (GO): glutamate-gated receptor activity
Source: RefSeq, a predicted model, not a curated record